Messenger RNA from Acanthocheilonema viteae, 906 nucleotides. NCBI's taxonomy places the organism in Eukaryota, Metazoa, Nematoda, Chromadorea, Rhabditida, Onchocercidae. The record is from the annotation of a GenBank genome assembly.
AUGGAUGAAUCAGUGGGACAACCUUCCGAACAACAGACAUCUACAAAUGCUUCCUCACCUUCUGCAACUCCAACAGCACUGGAUAACAAUGAUAUGGGAAUAAUUUCAAAUUACCAAUCGAAAACAAAUAUGAAUGCUAAGCCCGGAAGGAUAAUUUUGCCAUCAACAAUGCCGUCGACACCGCUGGAAACUUCGGCAACAUCACCAGCUGGAGUAUCAGAUGUACCAGUCUCCACUUUUAUUCCAUCAGCAUCAAUGCAAACAAAACACUUUGAUACUGGAAUUGAAGACAAAAAUAAUAGUGAUUUUUCUUCCUCUUCGAAAAAUUUGGAACAGAUUUCAAAAUUGCCAGCUUCAGUGAUCAUAUCAACUCCGGCUGUACCAACAGACGAGAAUUCUGUUGAAAAUACACCAAAGAGCAAAGAUGGUUUCAUUUUCUACAAGUGUCGUUUCUGUGGACUUACUUACAACUAUUUGACAACUUUGCGAGCUCAUGAACGAGUACACAAUAUUGAUGAACCUUAUAAAUGCAAUCGUUGUUCGGAAUCGUUUCAUUAUCUAUGUGAACUGGAGUACCACGCCAAACAGCACACUGGUGAUGAGGAUAAAGAAUCCAUCAUUGCAACAGUUCCCACUGCUGCAAAAUCUGCUCUGCCCAUUCCAGAAAGUGACUUCCCCACUCCAGAAUUUAUCGAGAAAGGAUUUGAACCAAAACAUCCUUUGAAAGUUUACUCUGAUGUGCGCCUCAAUCCAUACAUUUGUCAAUAUUGUUCGAAAAGCUAUCCAAACAGUCGCAUGUUAGCAUAUCACAUGUACGGACAUCGAGGCGAAAGGAUUUUCAAUCCUCGUGCUUCAAGAUAUCUGAUGGCACGCACUGAAAACUCCUAUAUCAGCCCAGGAUUUUAA